This is a messenger RNA of Linum trigynum, 1842 nucleotides long. The record is from the annotation of a GenBank genome assembly. Lineage: Eukaryota; Viridiplantae; Streptophyta; Magnoliopsida; Malpighiales; Linaceae.
GCCACCACUCCACCCUUCACCUUUCUCACAUUUCUCAAAACACACAACUUGAAACUAAACUACUACUACUACUCUCUCCUCCAAUCUCAAUCACUCAUUCAUUUUCCUGGCCAUAGAUACAAACAACCACAAAGGCCAAACCAAUGGGAAUAUUGUCUAGGAAAGCGACGUGCAACACUCACGGCCAGGAUUCCUCCUACUUCCUGGGAUGGGAAGAGUACGAGAAGAACCCAUACGACGAGGCCACCAACCCCGCCGGAAUCAUCCAAAUGGGCCUCGCCGAGAACCAGCUCUCCUUCGACCUCAUCGAGCAAUGGCUCGCCGCCAACCCCGACCCCGCCUCCUUCAACCGCCACGCCCCCGGCGGCUCCGUCUUCCGCGACCUCGCCCUCUUCCAAGACUACCACGGCCUCCCCGCCUUCAAAAAGGCUUUGGUCGAGUUCAUGUCGGAAAUUAGGGGGAACAAGGUGACAUUCGAUCAGAACAAGAUCGUCCUCACCGCUGGUGCAACCUCCGCCAACGAGACCCUCAUGUUCUGCCUCGCCGAGCCCGGCGAGGCCAUCCUCCUCCCCACCCCUUACUACCCAGGCUUCGACCGGGACCUCAAGUGGAGAACCGGAGUGGAGAUCGUACCCAUACAAUGCACCAGCGCCAACGGCUUCCAAAUCACGGAGAUAGCUCUCGAACAAGCCUACCUCGACGCCAAAACACGCAACUUAAAAGUCAAGGGCGUCCUCGUCACCAACCCUUCCAACCCGCUGGGAACCACUUUGACCCGACCGGAGCUCAACCUCCUCGUCAACUUCAUAUCCGACAAGCAGAUCCACCUCAUCAGCGACGAGAUCUACGCGGGGACCGCCUUCUCCUCCCCCGGCUACGUCAGCAUCAUGGAGGUCCUCAAAGACAAGAAGCUCGAACACACCGAGCUCGCCGACCGCGUCCACGUGGUGUACAGCCUGUCCAAGGACCUCGGCCUCCCCGGGUUCCGCGUCGGUGCCAUCUACUCCAACGACGACCGAGUCGUCUCCGCCGCGACGAAAAUGUCCAGCUUCGGCCUCGUCUCGUCGCAGACGCAGUACCUCCUCGCGGCUCUCCUCUCCGACAAGAAGUUCACCAAGAACUACAUCGCGGAGAGCCAGAGGAGGUUGAAGCAGCGACAGAGGUCGCUGCGCAAAGGGUUGGAGAAGGCCGGGAUUAGCUGUCUGAAGAGCAAUGCCGGGUUGUUCUGUUGGGUUGAUAUGAGGCAUUUGCUUGAAGCGAAUACUUUUGAAGCGGAGAUGAAGCUGUGGAAGAAGAUUGUUUACGACGUGAAGCUCAACAUCUCGCCCGGUUCUUCGUGCCAUUGCGUUGAACCGGGGUGGUUUCGUGUUUGUUUCGCGAACAUGUCGGAGGAGACCCUGGAGCUGGCUGUGGAGAGGCUGAGGACGUUCGUGGAGGAGAAUUACAACGACGUGAUUCCUCGCAGCAGGAGCGGGCAUGAGAUGUUGAAGGGCUUGAGGAAGAAGAAUCUCACCAAGUGGGUUUUCCGACUAUCCUACUCCUCCGAUCGUGAGCCGGAGGAGCGGUAGUCUGGCAGCCGCCGUCGUCGUCUGUCGGCCACAAGAGUAAUGGCUUGGCGUGACGUGGCAUGGCAUUUCAUCCCCGCUUUGGUUUUUCUCACCGGAAAAAAAAUUACUUUUUUUUUGGGUGAUGGUGAGGUUUUUUUUCUUCUUACCUUGAUUUCUCUCUCCGUGUAUUUUUAAUGAAGUGUGUAGAGAGGAAACACAAGAGUUAAUUUGCACUCGGUCCACGAAUAUGAAAGUGGAUUCGAAGUGACCAAAGUAAUUAAAUGUUACAGAUUAU